CUCACCCUCUCCUGCACACACGCAUGCACACACAGCUGCUCGAAAUCAUGACAGAAGAUGACGGAUACAGUUGUCGCAGAGGGACAAGUCAAGUUUAGAGAUGGAAAAAAGUGGAAGACUCGAUGGGUUGUUCUUCAGAAGCCCUCCCCAGUCGCAGACUGCUUGACUCUACUUGUGUGUAAAGACAAGAAGAAAGGAAAAAGCAGCGGACAUAAGGAGAGGCUCAAUGUAACACUGGAGGAGAUUUGUGGUGUGGAGCCAGGGCCCGGGUAUGAUGGUGUGCCCUACACUCUCUCCAUCCUCUGCCUGGCAAGAACCCUUAUCCUGGGUUUUAAAAACAGAGACGCCCUGCUGGCCUGGGAUGCCCGGAUCCGCUACAGCCUGGGUGAAGUCCAUAGAUUCUUAGUCAGUGUGGAACCAGGCACCAAACUGGAAAGUGGGGCUGCCUCCCUUCAUCUUUGCAACAACCUGUUGGUCCUCAGUAGAGGCCUGCCUCCUGUUGUUACUGCUCACUGGAAGCUGUCGGCGCUGCGUCGAUAUGGUGCCGUGCCAAAUGGCUUUGUGUUUGAGGGAGGGACUCGCUGUGGAUUCUGGGCCGGUGUUUUCUUCCUGUCCUGCUCAGAAGGAGAGCAGAUCAGUUUCUUAUUUGACUGCAUCGUCAGAGGAAUCGCCCCCAGCAGGGCACUCCAUGGCUUGCCACCUAACCAGCCAGCAGCACCAGAUGCGGACCCAGCAUCAGAAGAGAAACGGAUCAGCCAGGAGACCUCCGAGCUGGAGAAGAGACUCAGCAUGUUGUCUCAGUGCAGUCUGGCCAGUAGCUCGUCCUCCACCUACAGCACCUCCAUUGCCGGGGACGACCACAGCUUCUCCAGCUCCUCAUCCAGUCAGUCAGAUGCAAGUUAUGGAAGCAGGUUUCCGUUUUGGGUGGAGCAGUCUGUCAGAUCCCACCUUUUUAAUGAGAUGGCGUCAAGCACCUCCACGCUGAAGGCUUUGACCCGGUCAGACGACAGACUGUAUGGCGAUGCAAGGGACGGCUCAGGGAUCCAUCCGUCUUCUGUGCAGCACCAACCUCGGUGGCUUAACGACUGUGACCGGCAGAGCUCCUUAGACAGUGGGAUUGGAAUAGCGACUGGCAGUCAGUUGUCUUAUUCUGGGAGCUAUUCCUCAUGCAAUGGGAGUCUGGACAUGGCCAGUCAAGGUGGAGGAGGAGAGGAUAAUGAGUCUGUGGCCAGCCCUUCUGCUCCUCUUAAUACCCUCUCUUCACCUCCUCCUGCUUCUCCUCCAACGCCUCCUUCAUCACCUUUUCAGCCCAUGAUUCCUGUGGAGCACACCUGCCCAUCCAGAUGUCUCUCCCAAGCUUCUCGCAGGCACAGCGAGGAGUACCACAUCCCCUGCCUGCUCAGACAGUGGUACGAUACUCCCAGGAGUCUUCUUCAGGCCAUAACAACGAGGGAACCGUCUGCUCGGAAAGGCCCACGUGACCUGGGCAGCAAGACCAGCACAAAUGGAAGUCAGGAACCGAUGUUAAUGAAAGGCCCCAAAAAACUGAGGGCUCAGUGUCAGUGGAUGAUGCAGCGCUCGCACUCCUGGGGCAGCGAGAGAGCGUCCUCCAUGGACAGUGAGGGAAGGUCCACACCGAGUGCUCAGGUGUCCUCAUGCAGCGCGGUACCUGGAGAAGCGCAGAGGCUUCUGCUUGUCGGUGGGAAAACUUCUCAGAACAAAGCCGAGGCGGAUGAUGGCUCUUCAUUAACAGAUCUUUCUCCUCCCUGUUUUACUAAAACACAAGACUCCGGUGCAGGAGAGAAACUCUGGGACAGUGAGGAUGCAGAUAAACUCAAAGAUCUGAGGAGGAUGUUUUCUUGUUCACCACCCUCAGUUCCCCCACCUCCUCCUCUAACACUUAGUACGCUCAGAACGACAUCAACAUGUGGAAAGUUCCCACCCAUCCGAGAAUCUCAUCUGUCGCCAUCCGCUGGCCUUCAUAGAGACUAUGGUGGUAACUACGUUAAUAUCCCCAGUGCUGCCUUACAAGCUACGACUUCAGAGCUGCUGUAUUCGGAGCUGAACCUGCACAGCUCAGCUCAUGGGCCCAGCCCAUACAGAGCUGUGAGACAAGACUUCGUGCAGCACUACAGACACAAGGAUGACUCCAUCAGAUACGCCCACCUCGACAUCGCUGCCAUGGAAACAGCUCAAAGAGUGGGGGCGGAGCACGUUCAGGGCAGAGAGGACAGGCUGACUCAGCUGGAGAGCAGGUGGCGAGGGCCACCGAACUGACUCAGUGACGCCCAACUCAAAAGCACUCCAGAGCAGUUCUCCACUGCAGCUUCUUCCCUCCAGCCCCCUCUGAAUAUCUCAAUAAGCUGGAAGGCCUGCAUGCAGUCAGUUGUACCAGUCGCUGCUGUACUAAAACACACCCACAGGUUCGCCAGCCUGCCUUCAUUUCCACAAGCAAUCCAUUCCACUAAAAGUAGGAAAAUGUGUGGGGGGUCUUUAUGCUGUUUUCAUCUUGUAACUUGUUUUUAAAUUAGUGUUUGUAUUUGGCAGACAUUUGACUGCAUGGCACUUAUAACUGUAAGGGGAUACAUUCAGCUUUUUAACGCAAGGUUGGUGCAUUAGUAAAAACUGAUUUAAUUUGGAAGGAAAGGCCCAGAGUCAUGGUUGAUUUAGACAAAAGAAGCAGGAUGCUAUGAUGUGUUAAGCUGGAAUGACAUUUACACACAGCCAUUGCAGGAUGUGACCUCACAAUGAGAUCAAGCCCUCCUGGUUGCAGUGAAACCAACAAUCAGCUGUGAAGAGUCUCAACUCGCAGAGCUAUCAUUCCACAUCAAAGCGUUCGAUUGAAAUAAGCGGCUUAGCGUUAGAACCCCGGUGCAAAUGACAUUAAUCCGAGCCCAUGCGGCCCAAGCAGGAUACAGCUGAGUAAUCAGCUGGUCGCUGACAUCAUUCAUCGCGGCAAUCAAUGCUUCUGCUGCAGCAGCUCUCUGAGGGCUGACAAUGAUGAAGGGAAAAGCACAAUUUGGCUUUCAGGUACUCUACACUCUAACAAAAGUUCCUGUUUUAACAAAACAAUUUACAAGAAAUGAUUUUUACAGCUUCAGUUUGCUACCUAAUGCCUGAGGAAGAGGAAACUAGAGGACGAGUCAUGAAAAUGUAACACUAUGCCAAUUAUAUCCUGUUAAUGUCACCGUUUUCCUCCGUAGGACUUGUAAAUAUUAACUGCUUCUCUUUAUUUACUGCCCCCCCCCCCCC
Molecule: messenger RNA, 3252 nt
Organism: Girardinichthys multiradiatus
Lineage: Eukaryota; Metazoa; Chordata; Actinopteri; Cyprinodontiformes; Goodeidae
Gene: dok7b
Product: docking protein 7b
Exons: 13
Coding region: 58-2277 (739 amino acids)
Biological process (GO): positive regulation of protein tyrosine kinase activity; neuromuscular junction development
Molecular function (GO): protein kinase binding
Source: RefSeq, a predicted model, not a curated record